Molecule: messenger RNA, 1302 nt
Organism: Peromyscus eremicus (cactus mouse)
Lineage: Eukaryota; Metazoa; Chordata; Mammalia; Rodentia; Cricetidae
Gene: Aard
Product: alanine and arginine rich domain containing protein
Exons: 2
Coding region: 41-538 (165 amino acids)
Source: RefSeq, a predicted model, not a curated record
CAACCAAAUCCCCAGUCAGAGCGCCGCAGAAAGGACCGCGAUGGGCUUGGGUGACUACAGCCACUUCAGACAGCGGAUGUCCCGGGGACUCCACGGGGUCUCGGGCAGGGCUGCCCUGUGGUCCCCAGCCUUUCAUCCGGUGCGCCGCAUCCCUUGCGGCACCUGGCGCGUCGAGGCGCAGGAGCAGGUCCGGGCGUCCGGCCCGGUGCUGGAUCACCUCCGGCGACAGCUGGAGCGCGCCUUCCAGCGGGCGGCGGCACGCGGGCGAGCGAGGCGCGCGCGGGAGGCGGUGGCGGCGGUGGCGGCGGCCGCCGCGGCCGCGCGGGAGGAGCGGACCCGGGCGCGCAUGGAGUGCGCGCUGGCCCGGCUGCGCGCGGAGCUGCUGGAAUUGCGUUUCCAGAACCAUCAGCUGGCCCGAACUUUACUGGAUUUAAACACGAAAAUGCAGCAGCUGAAGAAGCAGCAGGACCUGGAGCGUGCAUCCAAAUCCCAGAGCCCGGAAGAUGAUGCGAUGAAUCCCGAGUGUGGAAACGCAUAGUGGAAAGUCCAAGCCCGCAUCUCUGAAGCAGCCCUGAACCUCACCAUAACACAAGCGACACUGAAACCAUUCUAGCACUAACACUAGCCAUGCUGUGUGUGUGUUCUGAGGGACAUUCUGUCCAGCAAAUCUUAGGUGUAAGGAGGAAGUGGGGGGAGAAAGAAUCUAAGAAAGGGGAGAGAGACAUUUCUUGAAGCUUAAAAAAUAUUCAUCCAUUGGAUUGACUGGUUAUUGUUUUAGUAGGAGGAAGAGAAGAAGGAUGAGAGGAGAGAAAAAGGGGGGAGUUGAAAACCCAAAGCAUUAAAGACUGCCUUACCGCCAGCUUACCACCUUGCACAUUACCUUAUUACCUUCCUUUCUGUAGUUUGGUGCGGACUUGCAGAAUCCGUGCUUGCUCUUACUUUAUUUAUUUUUGGUCCAUCUAGUAGUCAAUCCAGUACUCUUCUGACUUGUGAAACUGAGAAUUGCUAGUGCCUGGAUUCCAGCCAUGCUCUCCAUGUGGCCAGCAUUAAGGGUGUCUCGGUUUCUUGCUGGAUGUAGUCAUGGACGAAAUGCAUAAUUAUUCUCCUAAAAUCUCUUGCCUCAGUUGAUUCAAGUUUGAGUUUCAUGAUGUACACCCCUAAAUUCCUAACUAACAUAAGUCUUUGAUUCAAUUAACUUAGGCGUUAAAAUGGUUCUUCUCGUUGCAUUAAAACAUCUCAUUGUACCCCAAAAGUGCUUCUCAAUGCAAAAGUAAAAUUAAUAAAAAAAAGUUGCAGACCUAA